Eimeria necatrix is the source of this 123-nucleotide messenger RNA. RefSeq names its product SAG family member. Bases 1 to 123 code for a protein of 40 amino acids. The record is from RefSeq and is a predicted model, not a curated record. Lineage: Eukaryota; Apicomplexa; Conoidasida; Eucoccidiorida; Eimeriidae. The transcript has a single exon.
AUGCUCCAGUGGAAACGAUCACCACUCUUCAGGAUUUCAUUUUUGAUGCUAAGCGCGACAAUGCUGGGCAACUCACAAGAAACUGAAGAAACAGUCACGUACACUGCAUCUCUCGGUAACUGA